Physella acuta is the source of this 1678-nucleotide messenger RNA. Its product is annotated as peritrophin-44. Lineage: Eukaryota; Metazoa; Mollusca; Gastropoda; Physidae. Gene Ontology annotation, molecular function: chitin binding. Gene Ontology annotation, cellular component: extracellular region. The record is from RefSeq and is a predicted model, not a curated record.
AGCUGGGGCGGGGGGCGAGUGGAGUCUCGCUGUGAGAUAAAAACCCGGGCAGGCUGGGACGGUUAGCCCGGGUCGUCAACUCCAGGUGUCAAAAUGGCCGCUCACAUUGUCUUCUUCAUCGUGUGUCUUCAGGUUCUACUAGUUCAAGGAGGUGACGACUCCACGAUCUGUAAGGACUCUGGCUGGACGAGUGGUGCCCACCCCUACCCCUACGACUGCCAGCACUACGUCCUGUGUAACGGUACGCUGACCAUCGUCCGCGCCUGCAAUGACGGCACUUUCUACGAUGCCGCAGUCAGAGCCUGCCUAGCGGACAACCAUGGCCGUCCGUGUCUAGCCAACCAAGAUUUAUCCACUCCACCGUCAUAUCUAGAUACCACAGUGUGCAGACAGUACGGCUGGGCUUCCGGCAUCCACCCUUACCCCGGCGACUGCAACCACUACGUCUACUGCGUCAACUCCAACACGCACAUCGUCGUCUGCCCGCCUGGCACCAGCUUUGAUACGAGGGUCAACGGCUGCCUGGAUAAGUCUGAUGCUGAGCCGUGCCAGGCCACCACCACCACCCCCGCGCCGAUCACAACUGAGGCGAACACGGACGCGAACAUCUGCAGCCACAACGGGUGGGUGUUCGGCAUCCACCCCUACCCAACGGACUGCAACCACUACGUCUACUGCGUCAACUCCAACACGCACAUCGUCGUCUGCCCGCCUGGCACCAGCUUUGAUACGAGGGUCAACGGCUGCCUGGAUACGUCUGAUGCUGAGCCGUGCAAGGCCACCACCACCCCCGCGCCGACCACAACCAAUGCGAACACGGACGCGAACAUCUGCAGCCACAACGGCUGGGCGGCCGGCAUCCACCCCUACCCCGGCGACUGCAACCACUACGUCUACUGCGUCAACUACAACACGCACAUCCUCGUCUGCCCGCCUGGCACCAGCUUUGAUACGAGGGUCAACGGCUGCCUGGAUACGUCUGAUGCUGAGCCGUGCAAGGCCACCACCACCCCCGCGCCGACCACCACCACCACCCCCGCGCGGAACACAACCAUCACGAUAACGGACUCGAACAUCUGCAGCCACAACGGGUGGGUGUUCGGCACUCACCCCUACCCCACAGACUGCAGCCGCUACGUCAUCUGCAUCAACUCCGUAACCCACGUUGUGAUCUGUGCCCCCGGCACCAGAUUUGAUAAGAGGGUCAAAGAUUGCCUGGUUACGUCGUACGCCGAGCCUUGUUAUACUAAUGAUCAAUGGACAGACAUGGCGGGCAUCUGCAACAAGUUCAACCUGGUUGACGGCAUCUACCCCGACCCCGGGGCCUGCAGUAAGUUCGUGGAGUGUGUCAGCGCCAACACCUACCACAUGGAGUGUCCGGCCAGCCUCAUGUUCAACUCGAAACUUCUCGUCUGUGACGAGGCCUAUGACGUCGUAUGCACAGACAACUACAACUACAAUUUUCAGAAUAUUAUCAUUGGCUAGCUAAAGCACCAGCUAUCGAAAUGAAUGUUAUCAUUGGUUAGUUGGAGGGGAAUAUUAUCGUUGGAUAGUUUGAAUGAAUAUUUGUAUUGGCUGCUCAUAGCUGCGUAAACUCUGGCUAGCUUACGGAAUAUUACUAUUGACCAUUUUUCAGUCAUGCUAUAUUUAUAAAUUAAACAAGUUGAUUAUAAACUGC